This is a messenger RNA of Paramecium sonneborni, 207 nucleotides long. Lineage: Eukaryota; Ciliophora; Oligohymenophorea; Peniculida; Parameciidae. The record is from the annotation of a GenBank genome assembly.
AUGAAUAAAUUAGCAGGUGCAAAAACUUACAAGAAUAAUUAAGGAUAAAAAUCACAUAGAUCUUAUUAAUCAAGAUUAUCUGAGAAAGUCAGAGAAUAGAUUCACGGUUUAGUAACUGCAAUGAAAAAGGAUAAGAAAUAUAAGAAAGAGGAAAUGAGAAAAUAUUUAAAGAGUGAAAAUAAUAAACACAUAUAAAAUUUAGAUUGA